Messenger RNA from Argentina anserina (silverweed cinquefoil), 1270 nucleotides. RefSeq names its product expansin-B3-like. The record is from RefSeq and is a predicted model, not a curated record. The transcript has 3 exons. The coding region runs from base 185 to 955 and encodes 256 amino acids. Gene Ontology annotation, cellular component: extracellular region; plasmodesma. Lineage: Eukaryota; Viridiplantae; Streptophyta; Magnoliopsida; Rosales; Rosaceae. Gene Ontology annotation, biological process: sexual reproduction.
UUGCAUUGUUAAAUCAAAGGCCAUAUUGCUACGCACACUAUAUAACACUCCACUCCCCCAAACCCUUUGAGCCCAUUUUCCUCUUGCUCACUAAAUUGUUGGUUAGCUAUAGCGAGUGUCGGCAGAUCGGCCUUUCACACUGGUGCCGACACCGGCAGACCUUUUCUUGAUCUUUACCGACAUAAUGCAGCUCCCUGGAUAUGGGAUUUUGCUGCUGGUGGUCCAUUUUGGAUCACUAGCGGCCAUUGUUUCAGCUCAAACCUCGCAGUGGCUUCCCGCCACGGCCACCUGGUACGGCAGCCCCGAGGGUGACGGCAGCGACGGCGGCGCAUGUGGGUACGGCUCCUUAGUCGACGUCAAGCCACUGAGAGCGAGAGUGGGCGCGGUCAGCCCGGUGCUGUUCAAGAAUGGCGAGGGUUGCGGAGCUUGUUACAAAGUCAAGUGCUUGGAUAAGUCCAUCUGCUCCAGACGGGCCGUCACUAUAAUAGUCACCGACGAGUGCCCCGGUGGGUAUUGCUCAGGUGGGCGGACCCACUUCGACCUCAGUGGCGCAGCCUUUGGCCGAAUGGCUAUUGCCGGGGAGCAUGGCCUUCUCAGAAACCAAGGCGAACUCUCCGUUCUUUAUCGACGGACACCAUGCAAAUAUCCAGGGAAGCAGGUGGCCUUCCAUGUGAAUGAAGGUUCGACCAACUUCUGGCUCUCACUUCUGGUAGAGUUUGAGGAUGGAGAUGGAGACGUCGGAUCAAUGCACAUAAGAGAAGCAAGUUCUAGUGAGUGGCUAGCGAUGAGGCAUGUCUGGGGAGCAAGUUGGUGCAUUGAGGGAGAAGGAUCUCUGAGAGGGCCAUUCUCAGUGAAGAUAACCACACUUUCAACAGCAAAAAGCCUCAUCGCCCGGGAUGUAAUUCCCAGCAAUUGGUCACCCAAAGCCACUUACACCUCUCGCCUCAAUUUCUAGUUCUGCCAUGCCUAAAAGGGCAAAAGGAUCCCCACGACGCCAAAGGAGAAGUUGUCGGGUCCUCUUUGUUUGUUAUAAUUUCUAGUGUGUUUUUGUUUUUCUUUGAAGAAAAGUAGCCGUUGGAUUGAAGUAUAUUAAUUAGCCUCCAACGCCGGCUCUUUCUUUGAAUUGUAGCGUGGUUGAAUUGUUGAUUGUAUCGUAUUGUAUUGUAUGGCCCUCUCCAAAACCGGAGAGAGAGCGCAUGCUACCGAAUGCAAUGUGUAUGUGUUUUUUUCUAUUCUAGUUCGACCGUUGCGAGUUGCAUGUAUUCUAAUU